AGACUGUGUGUGUUGGACCUGGGUUUAAUGCAUGGACAUAGACUGUGUGUGGUGGACCUGAGUUUAAUGCAUGGAUAUAGGCUGCGUGUGGUGGACCUGGGUUUAAUGCAUGGAUAUAGGCUGUGUGUGGUGGACCUGGGUUUAAUGCAUGGAUAUAGGCUGUGUGUGGUGGACCUGGGUUUAAUGCAUGGAUAUAGGCUGCGUGUGGUGGACCUGGGUUUAAUGCAUGGACAUAGACUGUGUGUGGUGGACCUGGGUUUAAUGCAUGGAUAUAGGCUUUGUGUGGUGGACCUGGGUUUAAUGCAUGGAUAUAGGCUGCGUGUGGUGGACCUGGGUUUAAUGCAUGGAUAUAGGCUGUGUGUGGUGGACCUGGGUUUAAUGCAUGGAUAUAGGCUGUGUGUGGUGGACCUGGGUUUAAUGCAUGGAUAUAGGCUGCGUGUGGUGGACCUGGGUUUAAUGCAUGGAUAUAGGCUGCGUGUGGUGGACCUGGGUUUAAUGCAUGGAUAUAGGCUGCGUGUGGUGGACCUGGGUUUAAUGCAUGGAUAUAGGCUGCGUGUGUUGGACCUGGGUUUAAUGCAUGGAUAUAGGCUGCGUGUGGUGGACCUGGGUUUAAUGCAUGGAUAUAGGCUGCGUGUGGUGGACCUGGGUUUAAUGCAUGGAUAUAGGCUGCGUGUGGUGGACCUGGGUUUAAUGCAUGGACAUAGGCUGUGUGUAGUGGACCUGGGUUUAAUGCAUGGACAUAGGCUGCGUGUGGUGGACCUGGGUUUAAUGCAUGGAUAUAGGCUGCGUGUGGUGGACCUGGGUUUAAUGCAUGGAUAUAGGCUGCGUGUGGUGGACCUGGGUUUAAUGCAUGGACAUAGACUGUGUGUGUUGGACCUGGGUUUAAUGCAUGGACAUAGACUGUGUGUGGUGGACCUGAGUUUAAUGCAUGGAUAUAGGCUGCGUGUGGUGGACCUGGGUUUAAUUCAUGGAUAUAGGCUGUGUGUGGUGGACCUGGGUUUAAUGCAUGGACAUAGGCUGUGUGUGAUGGACCUGGGUUUAAUGCAUGGACAUAGGCUGUGUGUGUUGGACCUGGGUUUUAAAUGGUUAUUUUCUGUGUAUGUUAGUAUUUUCACAAAUAAUGUUGCCCUAAUCAACUUAUUCUAUUGGAAAUACUUUAAAGUAUUUUUUAAAAACAUAUUCCUGAAUACAGUAUUUCAAAUUCCAAACAGACCCGGGGUCAAAUGCAUGGGAAUAUUUAAAUGUUUGUGUAAAUACUGUGUCACGCCCUGAUCUUAGAGCUUUUUAUGUCUCUAUUUUGUUUUGGUCAGGGUGUGAUUUGGGUGGGCAUUCUAUGUUCUAUUUUCUAUGUUUUGUAUUUCUUUGUUUUGGCCGGGUAUGGUUCUCCAUCAGGGACAGCUGUCUAUCAUUGUCUCUGAUUGGGAACCAUACUUAGGUAGCCCUUUUUCCCACCUGUCUUUGUGGGUAGUUAACUUUGUUAGUGGCAUUAUAGCCCAGUUAAGUGUCACGGUCGUGUCUUUGUUGGCGACAUUCAUUCAAAUAAAAAGAAUAUGUUAUCUCA
Oncorhynchus tshawytscha (Chinook salmon) is the source of this 1561-nucleotide messenger RNA. RefSeq lists its product as uncharacterized. Lineage: Eukaryota; Metazoa; Chordata; Actinopteri; Salmoniformes; Salmonidae. The transcript has 2 exons. The record is from RefSeq and is a predicted model, not a curated record. The coding region runs from base 28 to 1272 and encodes 414 amino acids.